Molecule: messenger RNA, 3749 nt
Organism: Xenia sp. Carnegie-2017
Lineage: Eukaryota; Metazoa; Cnidaria; Anthozoa; Malacalcyonacea; Xeniidae
Product: protein mono-ADP-ribosyltransferase PARP9-like
Exons: 11
Coding region: 368-3301 (977 amino acids)
Biological process (GO): negative regulation of gene expression
Cellular component (GO): nucleus; cytoplasm
Molecular function (GO): transcription corepressor activity; NAD+ poly-ADP-ribosyltransferase activity; RNA binding
Source: RefSeq, a predicted model, not a curated record
UAAAUUGGCGGAAAAUGGCCGAAAACGUGAAUCAUAAACGAAGAUUUGUAUAAAUGGAAGUUCUGCUUGGUGCGCGCUUUUUGCCUGCUAAUAUUAUUUGAAUCCUCACAUAUUCAAUGAUAUAAGAGGAUGAUGUCUUGCAGAGUGUAUUUUGGCAGAUUACCGGAGGCCCUGACACAAGAUGAAUUUGAAAAGCUCAUAGCUGAGUAUGGUAAGGCGAGAAACAUUGAAUGGAAGUCUGGCUUUGCCUAUGUUGAUGACAAGCACGGUUCUGAUGCAUCAAAAACUGUUCAAAAUCUCAAUGGGAAAAAGGUCUCUGACAGAGGUGAUUAUGGCCUAGCGUUUAUGAAUUGGCCAACUGUACGCAAUGGAUUUCAGUAGAACAAUUGUCGUUUUAAAUCCUCCAUCAGGAGUAGGUGAAAAUGAAUUCACGAUUCACUUUCAGAAGAAAGAGAAUGGUGGAGGUGACGUUGAUGAGGUUAAACUGGAGAAAGGUGUUGCUUUUGUAAUCUUCGACUCUUCGAAAGAUUCCGUGAAAGUCUUAAAUCAUCCUCAAAAACAAAGAAUUAAGGGUUGUGAACUUGAUGUUCGGUCAUACAGUUCAUGGUUGAAAACUACUCAGGAAAGUGAAAACAGUGCCUCUGGCAACAAUGACGACGUUGAUUCAGUUCCUACAAAAGAUGACGAGGAUAAAGCCACGAUCUAUGUCAGCGGUCUUAAAGAGUCAACGAUUGAUGAAACGAUCAUACUAUUUUUUGAAAAUAAACGAAGAACUGGUGGAGGUGAACUUCGUGAUGGGAAAGAAGGAUUUGAGCGAUUGUCACCAACCGUCGCUCGUUUAACUUACGCUUCCUCAAAAGACGCUGAAAACGUGUUGAAAAAGGCCAAAGAAACACCUUUUGUACACGAAGGGAGACCGCUUCAAGUAACCGCUGACUACGUACCCACCGAGGACCGAAGUAUAUUGAUGGUGACAAAUCUCAGUCCUGAUAUCAACGUGGAAACAUUGAAGAACUUUGUUGAAUCAAUGAAGAAUACAGUUGUCUUGAAGAUUUUUCUUGGAAAACACGGAAAAGCUGUUGUUGUCCUUGAAGAGGAAAUGAAAGAUGAAGAUGAUGAUAAAGAAAAAAACAUCUCCAAAAGUUUGACAUUAGGAGGGCGUUCAGUGUCUUUGAAAUUUGCUCCACUGACCAAGGGGAUAAGAGUGAAGAAAAUACCAAAAACCACAACUAAAGAUGAUGUCAAAUACAAAUUUUUAAAUCAUAGAUUUGGUGGAGGUGAAGUCACUAAUAUGGAUUAUGAUCAAAAUAACGGAAUUGCCAAACUUUUUUUUGAAAGUUCGUCUGUUGUUUCCAACUUGGUGAAGAAAGAUUAUGUCAUUAAGGAGACAUUAUUAACUGUGCUGCCUUUAUAUGAUGACUUUGAAGAAUUAGAUGAACCUGAAAACAAAAUAACAGAAUUUCAUGGCGACAUCCUUUGUGAAAGCGACGUCGUUGACUAUAUGAUUCGUCAUCACAGUAUGUCUCAGUUUGAUUUAAAGUCAGUGACAUACGAUGAAACCAUGUCGACUUUUCAUUUUACAAAGGAUGUUGAAGAUCCUAAGGAAGGGGAAGAUCUAAGUAAUAGGUUAAAAGUAUACGUUAAUUCUUUUGGAAAGGAAACGUUGGUUAUUCACACAACUGUUUUCGAUCAAGUGAAGCUGAAGGUUAUUGAAAACAAAGUUGACUCAGAAAUCGAGGUAAGAUUUGAGAAGCCAAACGUUGUUCUUUUUGGACGCAAGAAAGAAAUCACGAUGAAAAAGAAAGACAUCGAAAAAUUGGUCGAUGAGCUCACAUCUGCCGCCAAGAUGGAAUCCGUUUCGGAGGUUCUUGAAAACAAAGUUGACUCAGUAGACGGUAUAAAUAUAUAUAAAAUCUGCAGCGGUUGCAACAUUCUCAAAUGCAGGUUUCUUGAAUCCUAUAAGUUUGCCCAUACGCAGGUUCUCAGGUUUCUAAGAAAGAAUUGUAUCGCGAAAAGCGAAAGCCAAAACUUCCAUUCGAUUGCAUUUCCCGCCAUUGGAACGGGAAAUUUGAAAUUCACACGGUCGGAGGUUGUUAAAGUCUUUUUUGAAGCAGUCACUUCUUAUUUUACUGUGAAUCCUCAAUCGAAAGUUAAUAAUGUUCGAUUCGUGGCGUACGGUGGAGAUAUAAAAACCGUUGAUGCAUUCUUUGGUGCUGUGGAAGAGAUGAAGCCUAUUUUAUCAGCAACUAAAACAAAUAUUUCAUCACACGAUCUGGGUUUUCCUGGCCAAUCACAAUCUACAUUUCUAGAAUCCUUUACACCACGUAGCGCAACAACAAGUGAAAACCCAGACGGUAGCCUAGAAGUAAAGUUUCCAAAGGUAAAGGAUCCUGAAGCUAGUGGUUUGUCUGUCAAGAUACUUUUCGAUGACAUGAAGCUUGUUGAAAGUGCUUGGUCAGACUUUUUAAAGAGAAUGGAAGAAAAUAUCAUAGAGCAUACCAUUCGUAAUGAAACUAUCAAAAAAAUUGGCGAGAGUGAAAAGAAAAAAAUUUCUGAAGUAGAGCGUAACUUUGAUGUCACAAUUAAGGUAGACUUCACGAAAGGAAAGGCCUGUAUUAAUGGUCAUUUUUUAGAUAUCCCUGCAAUUGUCGACGCAUUACGCAAUAUGCUUAAAAAAAUUGAAGAAAAAGAAAACAGCAAAGUUCCUGACUAUUGGGAAACCCCUCCGGACGAUAAUGUAUAUUUUGCCUUCGAACUUCAACCUAAGAGUGAUGAAUAUAUAAAGGUAAAAAACGCAUUUGACAAGACUACAAGCAACGAAAUAGUGAAGAUUGAAAGAAUACAAAACCAGGGUUUGUACGAAUUGUAUAAUGUAAAACGUAAGGCUAUGAAAGAAAAAUAUGGCGACGCAGACUUUGCAGAUAAAGAGAAAUAUCUCUUUCAUGGUACUUCGAAGGAUAAUGUUGAAAAAAUUAAUUCAGGUGGACUGAACAGAAGCUUUGCUGGAAAAAAUGCCACCGUUUUUGGUAAAGGUAUUUAUUUUGCACGAGAUGCCAGCUAUUCCAUUAACGAAAAAUAUUCUUCAAAAGAUGCAAAUGGAUUACGUUAUGUGUACUACGCUAGAGUUUUGGUUGGUGACUACGCUAAGGGUGAUUCAACCAUGUUGGUUCCACCAUCAAAAAACACCGCAGAUCCAAACGAAACCUAUGAUUCUGUCGUCAAUGACACCAAAGAUCCUUCAAUAUUUGUCAUGUUUAAGGAUUACCAGUAUUAUACUGAAUAUCUUAUUACUUUUAAGUAACUUAAGUCAAUUAUUUUAAGAUGGACAAAAUUUUUCUUCUUUUGAUUAUGUAUUCAUUCAAAAUGUCUCAAUGAACAAUUGCCUGUGAAGUAGGGAUCAUAAUAAAAUGUCCAAUAUAAUCAAUCAGUUAUUUUUUAGUAGAAAUGAAAAAUUCAUUGCACAAAAAGCUGUUUAGUAACAGUAAUUAUUGAAUUAUUGUAUUUACGUUUAAUCAAUGCACUUAUCAUAAAGGUUGACUAAGCUGGGAUUUAGUCCCACCAAUAAGUUUCCUGCACAUGAUUUAUUGAUUCUGAUGUAUUUUAGUUCCACUGACUUUGCUCAACGUUUUUUGCCUAUAUUCAAACAUUCACUUAGAGAAGUAUUUGUAUUGUGUUUUAUAUUUUCUGCGCUUCUUACUUCGACAAUGUAUAUUGCAAUUAUAAAAAUGCUCAAGUGUUGAGAUUUUUUA